GCUUUACAAGUGCACCAUACCUUACAGAAUAUUAUAAAAACAGUAAACUCAAAGUUUUAUAUAGAUCCUAUAAUAAUAUAACACAGAUAUACCUCUAGGCUUUGGCCAAACAUGAUUUAUAUUAUUUGGGAUUGUUUCAUAAUCCAGCCACACUUUCUGUUGCAGGCUGUGUAUAUUUCUGGGGGCGCAAUUAAUUUUUUCAUGAACACAGAAAGCAUUAAGAGGCUGGCAGAAGAGGUAAAGAAGGCGCAGGACUUAAUACAGGAAGCUCGUAAAGAAAAAGACCAGUUAGAACAGAAAACAAUAGAAAGAGCCAAAGAAUAUGAAGAAGAGCUUCUUAAAAAGAAAGUAGAGGAUGUGAAAAAGUACUUCAAAAGCACAAACGAAGAUCUUGCCAGAAUAGAAGAAUCUAUUAUCCAAGAAGUAAAAGAAACCAUUGAUGACAUUCGGUCUAAAGACAAAUUGUGUGAAGAUAUAAUGGAGGAGAUUGUUAAAACCGUCAUUAGCUAGAAGUGUUCAUUGCAAAAAUCUUA
Nematocida parisii ERTm1 is the source of this 533-nucleotide messenger RNA. RefSeq lists its product as uncharacterized. NCBI's taxonomy places the organism in Eukaryota, Fungi, Microsporidia. The transcript has a single exon. The record is from RefSeq and is a predicted model, not a curated record. Bases 112 to 510 code for a protein of 132 amino acids.